GCACGCAGGGCCCGGGCUGCCUGCGGGGGGCGCGGACCUCCUCUACCGGGUGCACCCCAGCACCCCACCUUGCAAGGCCGGGCUGCCGGCGGCGCGCCACGCCCCCGGGGUCCGGAAGGCACAGCAGCCCGCGCCCGGCUUCUGAGAACUUAGAGCCUGGUGGCGUGCGGCUCGGGCCGGGGCUGCGGCGGCGACGGCGGCUGCUUCCUGGUUCGCAGCAGCUCACCGAGUGGGGGAGAGCGUGAGCCCGCGGAGGCGGGGGCAGGAGGAGCGGGCGGAGGCGGGGGCAGAGACGCCAAGGCUGGAGCUAGCCGGACGGGUCGCUCCUGCUCUCCGGGGAGACGAUCUGCCCGGCCCCGGAGAAGGGGCGAGCCCCGCGCGCUCCAUAGGGACGGUCGGGAACCCACCAGCCCGCCAAGGGCUGGGAGCCCAGCUCCCCUCCUUUCCACCUCGAGAGAAAGGGCGGGAGGGAAGGAGGGGAGGGGAAGGUCCCUUAGAGGAGGCGGAAUGGCCGGUGGCAGGGGGCUCGGGCGCUGCUUCUCCCGGGAGUUGUCUCCAAGCCUGUGGCUGCGGCGAGGGCUACCCUGAACCCGGGCUCCCUGCUCCCCGGUGCCAGCUAGCGCGGCCCCCACGGGGCCCCGGCAGCAGCGCCGGCAUGUCGUCCGGCACAAUGAAGUUCAAUGGCUAUCUGAGGGUCCGCAUCGGAGAGGCUGUGGGGCUGCAGCCCACCCGCUGGUCCCUGCGGCACUCGCUCUUCAAAAAGGGCCACCAGCUGCUGGACCCCUACCUGACGGUGAGCGUGGAUCAGGUGCGCGUGGGCCAGACCAGCACCAAGCAGAAGACCAACAAACCCACCUACAACGAGGAGUUCUGCGCCAAUGUCACCGACGGCGGCCACCUGGAGCUGGCCGUCUUCCACGAGACACCUCUGGGUUAUGACCACUUUGUGGCCAACUGCACGCUGCAGUUCCAGGAGCUGUUGCGCACGGCGGGCGCCUCGGACACCUUCGAGGGCUGGGUGGAUCUGGAGCCCGAGGGGAAAGUGUUUGUGGUAAUAACCCUAACAGGGAGUUUCACUGAAGCUACCCUCCAGAGAGACCGCAUCUUCAAGCAUUUUACCAGGAAGCGCCAAAGGGCUAUGCGAAGGCGAGUCCAUCAGGUCAACGGACAUAAGUUUAUGGCCACAUACCUGAGGCAGCCCACCUACUGUUCCCACUGCCGGGAAUUCAUCUGGGGAGUAUUUGGGAAACAGGGUUAUCAAUGCCAAGUGUGCACCUGCGUCGUCCAUAAACGCUGCCAUCAUCUAAUUGUUACAGCCUGCACUUGCCAAAACAAUAUUAACAAAGUGGAUGCCAAGAUUGCAGAGCAGCGCUUCGGAAUCAACAUCCCACACAAGUUCAGCAUCCACAACUACAAGGUGCCCACGUUCUGCGAUCACUGCGGCUCCUUGCUCUGGGGGAUAAUGCGACAAGGACUUCAGUGUAAAAUAUGUAAAAUGAAUGUACAUAUUCGAUGUCAGGCCAAUGUGGCCCCAAACUGUGGGGUGAACGCUGUGGAGCUUGCCAAGACCCUGGCAGGGAUGGGUCUCCAGCCCGGAAAUAUUUCUCCAACCUCGAAACUCAUUUCCAGAUCGACGUUAAGACGGCAGGGAAAGGAGGGCUCCAAAGAAGGAAAUGGGAUCGGUGUCAACUCUUCCAGCAGAUUUGGCAUCGACAACUUUGAGUUCAUCCGGGUGUUGGGGAAGGGGAGCUUCGGGAAGGUGAUGCUCGCCAGGAUAAAGGAGACAGGGGACCUGUACGCUGUGAAGGUGCUGAAGAAGGAUGUGAUCCUGCAGGAUGACGAUGUGGAAUGCACCAUGACUGAGAAGAGGAUCCUGUCCUUGGCCCGCAACCACCCCUUCCUCACCCAGCUGUUCUGCUGCUUUCAGACUCCUGAUCGUCUGUUCUUCGUCAUGGAGUUUGUGAACGGAGGGGACCUGAUGUUUCACAUUCAAAAGUCCCGUCGCUUUGAUGAAGCCCGAGCUCGUUUCUAUGCUGCGGAGAUCAUUUCUGCGCUCAUGUUCCUGCAUGAGAAAGGCAUCAUCUACCGAGACUUGAAACUGGACAAUGUGCUGUUGGACCACGAAGGCCACUGUAAACUGGCCGACUUUGGAAUGUGCAAGGAGGGCAUUUGCAAUGGGGUCACCACAGCCACCUUCUGUGGCACACCCGACUACAUUGCUCCGGAGAUCCUGCAGGAGAUGCUGUAUGGACCUGCAGUAGACUGGUGGGCUAUGGGUGUGUUGCUCUAUGAAAUGCUCUGCGGACACGCCCCCUUUGAGGCGGAGAAUGAAGACGACCUUUUCGAGGCCAUACUAAAUGAUGAAGUUGUCUACCCUACCUGGCUCCAUGAAGAUGCCACAGGAAUCCUCAAAUCUUUCAUGACCAAGAACCCCACCAUGCGCUUGGGCAGCCUGGCUCAGGGAGGCGAGCACGAGAUCUUGAGGCAUCCUUUCUUUAAGGAAAUCGACUGGGCCCAGUUGAACCAUCGCCAACUAGAACCGCCUUUUCGGCCCAGAAUCAAAUCCCGAGAAGACGUCAGCAAUUUUGACCCAGACUUCAUAAAAGAAGAGCCCGUUUUAACGCCAAUCGAUGAGGGACAUCUUCCUAUGAUUAACCAGGAUGAGUUUAGGAACUUUUCCUAUGUGUCACCGGAAUUGCAACCAUAGCCUUAUGGGGAAGGAGAAUCACAGGGGAAUGUGGAUUGUUUUUUUCCAGGAAUUUCUUUUGUGGGGAUUCCUUAGCAUCCGCCUUAGAAUACCACCUUCACCUUCAAGGCGCCAAUGUUCACAACUCCUUGAAGGGUGGAGCUUCAAGAGAGCCACUCUCUCAAGACCCAAGGAGCCAUGGUACAUUUCUGUAGUUGAGACUGAGACAGGAUGUUACAAAGACGUGCACUGCUCAACCCAUGAGUCUACAUGGCUAUUUCAGGCUUGGAGUAAAUGACAGCAACCGAAAGGAGAGAUAGUGGGAAGAAUAUAGUAGAGCCUAGAAAUUAUGAGCCGAACAGGCUUUUUUACUUCAAGAGACAAAUCUAGACUUUCUGUGGACCACUUUACACUCGUCUUUAAGCCAAUGUUGCAGUCUGCAAAAGACUAACUGCUAAUGAAGAAUUGAGAGGUCUCUCUUGGGAAGUGAACGGCAUUCCAAGUAGAAUGACUUGUUCUGAAGAAACAGAAGAUGGGAGUCCUUCAAGCUCCCAACCUAAAACCCAGUGUUGAGAAGGAGGUUGGACAUGAUGACAACUGUCAGUGUCUUGAGUCUCUCAUUCCUCCUUUCAGUAACUAGCUAUUUAUUGAGUGUCAAACAAGAAGGUGCCAUGAUCAGCAGAAGUGUGCGCAGCGGAGUCGCCUUCGUGAUGCUUUUCUUCAUUCCAGGGUCCACCGAAUGGUGUUUGCGUUCUGUGAGAAGCCUCUUCACAUUGCAUAGGUCUGUCUUCUGUGUCUGCACAUGCUCUCUUGUUCCUAGAAAGGCCAUCGCCACCAUAGUGUGGCCAACAGGCAGGCUUCUGUUGCAUGCCACCUGCCAACUGGUGGGAUCUAAUCACACCCACACCAUCACAGGCUGACUCACCGGUGAACUGCACACCAUUCACAUCCACGAACACGGGGGUGGCUGAUCCAUUGGCAGUCUAUUUAAGUUAUGUUUUCAGAGACAAAGAAGGUUGUCUGAUGGACACAUUAAUAAUUAAAAAUGGAUCUUGUAAAUGAGGCCGGCGGCAAAGACGUACCUUUUCAUGUGUAACCGUAUAUACAGUUGAAAAAUUUUAUCUGACUGGAAAUAAAGGCAUUUUGUAGCAAAAGGAA
Messenger RNA from Peromyscus californicus insignis, 3844 nucleotides. It is a transcript of the gene Prkch, whose product is annotated as protein kinase C eta. The record is from RefSeq and is a predicted model, not a curated record. Bases 656 to 2707 code for a protein of 683 amino acids. The transcript is spliced from 14 exons. Gene Ontology annotation, biological process: protein phosphorylation. Gene Ontology annotation, molecular function: ATP binding; diacylglycerol-dependent serine/threonine kinase activity. Lineage: Eukaryota; Metazoa; Chordata; Mammalia; Rodentia; Cricetidae.